Messenger RNA from Condylostylus longicornis, 2762 nucleotides. RefSeq names its product neprilysin-1 (gene Nep5). The record is from RefSeq and is a predicted model, not a curated record. Bases 1 to 2682 code for a protein of 893 amino acids. NCBI's taxonomy places the organism in Eukaryota, Metazoa, Arthropoda, Insecta, Diptera, Dolichopodidae. Gene Ontology annotation, cellular component: plasma membrane. Gene Ontology annotation, biological process: protein processing. The transcript has 9 exons. Gene Ontology annotation, molecular function: metalloendopeptidase activity.
AUGAGGAAUAGCUCUGCUGUAUGGACUACUGAUUCCAGUUCAAGUUUAGUUAUAAGCCAAAACAGUAGUAAUAAUAAUAAUAACAAUAACAGUUCUAACAACAACAAUAAUAACAGCCAGUAUGAAAGGGCAAAUUCACAAAACAAUUCACGUACAACAACUGCCCUUCCUAUUGCUUAUACAGCGAAUGGCCAACAAAAAAGCGAAGAUAAAAGUGAUGAAAAGUAUUUUUGUCUCAAUAAUCCUUUUCUAGUUGGUGUACAAUCAAAAUUUAGAAGAAAAUAUUACCACAAAACAUUAAUUGCAAUUUUAGUCUUAAUUAUUUUGAUAUUAUUCAUAGCAAUUAUAUGUGUCUCUGUAAGAGUUGCAAAAUAUUCAAGUGAUAUUUGUGAAACACCAGAAUGUUUAAGAGCUGCAUCGAAUUUAAUAUUAUCAAUGGAUAGAACAAUUGAUCCAUGUGAUGAUUUUUAUCGUUUUUCGUGUGGUAAUUGGCAUGAAGAACAUCCUCGGCCAGACAGUGUAACAUCAUACGAUUGGUUUACAGAAAAGCAAAAUAAAGUGAUGAGAACAAUAAGAGAAUUUUUAAAAUCAAAUCAAAGUGAAUCAGAUCCCGAAGCUGUUAAUAAAACAAAAAUAAUGUACAGAGCUUGUAUGGAUGUUAAUUCAAUGAAUAAGCUAGGAAUUAAGCCAGUUUUGAAAUACCUAGAAGAAUUUAAAUUACCUAUAAUACCAAAUAUAUUGAAUAUUACAUUAAAUAUUAAUACAACAAAUAAUAAUGAUUCUGUUAAUAUAAAUAACAAUAAUAUUAACGAAUUUAAUUGGAUUGAAUCAUUGGUACGAAUUAAGUUGGCAUUAGGAAUGGAUAUAAUUGUAGGAUUUGAUAUUUUAGCUGAUCCAAUGAACCGAAACACUACAAUUAUAGCUGUAGGAACACCCGAAGAAACAUCGCCUUUACCGUUUAUGGAAGAUCGAAUUCAUAAAAAACGGUUACGUAGAAAAUUAAUAAAUGAUUUAUUGGAAUAUAGUGGAUUUGAAGAAGACGAUCAAGCACAAGUAGAUGAUGAUACAGAUGAUAAAACAAAAGAUGAAACUGAUAAAAUUAAAAAAACCAAAAGUAGUGUUGUAGCCUAUAUGACUUACAUAAGAAAAGUUAUAGAAGUUUUUAUACAUGAAUUAGAUCCUAAUUUUAAAGUAGAUGAUAUCAAAGAAUCAUUAAAUGAGCAUAUCAUGAAUCAUUUAUUAUUAACAGAACAAAUAAUUGAAUUUAACGAUGAAGCUGAAAAUAUAACAAAGUUAUCACAUAAAAAUCAAUAUGAAAAUUUCUUGUAUAUGACAGUAAAAGAAAUUGAAAAUGUUACAGACGAAUUAAUUUCACCAAAAACACUGCCCAUUUUCGAUAUUUUUAUACCAGAAUUAUUUAAAGAAUAUUCUCAUAUUGUAGAAUUUAAUGAAACUCGUAAAUUAAUAACAAGUGAUCCUGAUUUAUAUUAUUUAAAACAAAUUAAACAAGUUGUAUUAGAAUUAACAAAAGAAAAACUAGAAUUCUAUAUAUGGUGGAAUGUUGUUGAAGAAUUGAUUGUACAUACUUCAGAUACAAUGAGACAAUUACAUAAUGAAUUAACACGAAUAUUAAUUAAAACCGAAGGUGGUCUCUCAAGGUCAUUAUAUUGUACAAGUGGUAUUAAUAGUUUAAUGGGUAUGGCGGUUAGUUAUACAUUAGCAUAUGAUAAUUUUCAUAAUGAAACGUUACCAAGAGUUAAAGACAUGUUGCAAAAUAUUCGUAGUGCAUUUAAUGAUUUAGUUAAAAAUACAAAUUGGAUGGAUAAAGAAACAAAAGAGAGAACAUUAAAAAAAUCAAUGAAUAUGAAAAGUUUCAUUGGUUUUCCUGAUUGGAUAACAAAUAAAACAGUAUUAGACGAAUAUUAUAAGGAAUUUAAAGUUAAUAUAACAACACAUUUAGAUAAUAUGAUAGGUGUAUUACGUUUACAAAUGAAGGAUAUUAUUAUGGAAUACAAUAAUAAAACAGAUAUGACUUGGGCAACAUCACCAUCAAAUGUUAAUGCGUUUCACACAUUUCAAACAAAUACUAUUACUGUUCCGAUUUCGAUUUUGCAGUAUCCAUUUUAUAAUCUUGGACUUGAAGCGCUGAAUUACGGUUCUAUUGGUGCUAUAUUAGGGCAUGAAUUGACUCAUGGAUUCGAUGAUAGUGGAAGAAUGUUUGAUGAACAUGGAAAUUUAAGACAAUGGUGGACAAAUAAAACUAUUAAUGAAUACAUAAAUAGGACUGAUUGUUUCAUUAAACAAUAUGAACGUUAUUAUUUGUCAGAUGUUGAUGAUCAUAUCGAUGGCGAAUUAACAUUAGGCGAAAAUAUUGCAGAUAAUGGUGGUUUACGUGAAGCAUAUUAUGCCUAUAAAAUUUUAAUAAAUCGAAUUGGAAGAGAAAAACGGUUGCCCGGACUAGAUUCAUAUACACAUGAGCAAUUACUAUUUAUAUCAUUUGGCAAUUUGUGGUGUGAAACGUUAACACCUAUAGCAACAAAAUAUGCUUUAGAGGAUUCGCACUGUCCUGGUCAUAUUCGAUUAAAAGGGGUAUUAACAAAUUCUCCUGAAUUCUCUGAAACUUUUAAUUGCCCAAAAGGAUCAAAUAUGAACCCUGCAGAAAAACGUUGUAGAAUAUGGUAAAAACCGUAUUUAAACUUUCCGCCUUUACUUAAAACAUAAUUUUAGUAUUUAAUUGAAACUGUAUUUGUGAUCUUAUGAUA